Molecule: messenger RNA, 2036 nt
Organism: Hemiscyllium ocellatum (epaulette shark)
Lineage: Eukaryota; Metazoa; Chordata; Chondrichthyes; Orectolobiformes; Hemiscylliidae
Gene: relt
Product: RELT TNF receptor
Exons: 11
Coding region: 105-1367 (420 amino acids)
Biological process (GO): apoptotic process
Molecular function (GO): protein binding
Source: RefSeq, a predicted model, not a curated record
GCAGCAGCGCCAGAGCGUGGCGGCAGGGCACAGCGUGAAGGCACACGGGCCGGAGGGACACAGCAAACUGCACAUCAAAUAGCAAGGGCUGAUGCACACUGAAGAUGAAGCGGAGCCUCUUUCCUUGUGCAUUAUUCUGCUAUGUCACUCUGCUGAACUGGAAAAGUGCAGUGAUGCUCGAGUGCAGCGAACAGGAAUUUGAAGACAAUGGUCAAUGUGUCCCCUGUCUUCACUGUCCUCCAGGACAUGAGCCUGACCAGGAAUGUGGUUACGGAAAAGGCAUCAAAAUGAGCUGUAGAAGCUGUUUGCCGUUCACCUUUUCAAUGACCUAUGGCUCUGGGUCUUGCAAGCCUCACACAGACUGUGCCAAUUUGAAGAGGAGUUAUGUCCAUCUGGGGACAGCAACUGAAGAUGCUUUGUGUGGGCACUGUUUGCCAGGGUAUUACACUGUAGCUGAAGGACUUUCUGAAGUGGGGGAAUGCCUACCAUGUUCUUCUGCUCCAAGAGGAACCAUGGCAUGUGCAGGUGUGUAUUCUCGACUUUUGCGUGUGGCAAGGGACAUCCGGACUGCACAUCAAGCGAAUGUCUCAAAGUCUUCCAACGCCAGCAAGAAGGGGACGCAGGAGGGGAUGCACACUGAAUAUGCUGUGUUAGCAUUGGUGCCGGUCUUCUGCAUUGUAGGAUUGCUUGGAAUUCUCGUCUGCAAUUUCUUGAAGAAGAAGGGGUAUCGCUGCACCUCAGAGAAAGAAGCUGAUGAGGAGAGCUCCACUGCGAAACUUGCAGCUAUGAAUGAAGAUUCCUUCAGAUCUGAUGAAACAAACGAAGACACCAUUGGAGUUCUGGUGCGGCUGAUCACAGAGAAAAAAGAAAACGCUGCGGCCUUGGAUGAGAUGUUGAGGGAGUACGAGAGGAAGGAAGGAGUCACCAAGGACAACAUGGCAGAAAUCACCAACAAGAACGUGUCAGACAAGUUUGCUCCCUUGUUAACCUUUCCCAAACUCUGCAAACACCAUCAUGUUCACACUGUGCAGACCUCAGCAACCCUGCUGGGAUCCAGCUGUACCCGCUGCAGUCAAAAGAAGUGGCCGGAGCUUCUGAAGAAUCCAACAGUACGGAAUGCCACAAAACCUGUCAGGAUGGGAACGCGGAAUAGUAGGUCUGGUGAGAUCACCAUCUUAUCUAUUGGCAGAUUCCGUGUGGCUCAAAUUCCUGAGCAGAAGCAGAAUUUAAUCGAUGAGCAAGUCCUACCUGCGUUAAAUGGCUCUGAUUCAAUCGAAACAUCGUGUAAUGAGCCCGUGGAUCGUAAAUCUCUGCUGGGCAGUGUCUUUAUAAAAUGCCCAAAAGAUCAGCAAGAGGUUGGUGACUGACUUUGUUGCAGAUGGUGAAGAGAUUCGCAAGGCACUUGAAUGUCAGUUGAAGCACCAGUGGGAUGUACAUCUCUUGUUCGAAGAUUAUCAAACAUAAAAUCUUCUCCCAAAUGUUCUAUACUAUAUGUGGCAAAAUGAGAGGAUGUAGGAUUAAUCCAUAUGCUGGCUGGGAACUUGCAAAUAAAGCCCAGUGUAAAGAUGAGCACAACUCAUUUUUAAAGUUGAGUCUCCAAGGACAAUCUCAGCUGAAAUAUCCAACCUCUGAAACACUACGCACUGCCUGUUAGUUUACAUCCUUUGUAUGUCCUUUUUAAACUCUUUAAUUUGUCCCUUGGAGAACACUAAAGUUACAAACUUGAAAGCUUCACUGAAAGCUGUGGUUUGUCAGGUUUUUUACUUUGCAUGGAGGAUCCACUUGAUGACAAAGUUGCAUGUCCAUUUUUUUUAAAAACUUGCCGUUUGAGGGCAAACAGAGCCAUCUUGUGGAACUGAAUCUAAAAUGCUUCCUACUGUACUACUGAGCCACACAGUGAAUAAGGUUAAGGCUUGCUAUUUUUAUGACCUAAACGUUGUAAUGAUAGUAAUGAGAAACAAGAGAAAUUGUAAUUAAUUCUUAUUUUUUAAAAAUGUGUUUUAAUUCGACAACCAACACAAGACAGAAUUUUGAAU